Candidula unifasciata is the source of this 361-nucleotide messenger RNA. The record is from the annotation of a GenBank genome assembly. NCBI's taxonomy places the organism in Eukaryota, Metazoa, Mollusca, Gastropoda, Stylommatophora, Geomitridae.
AUGACCAGGACAAACGAGCCCACAAGAUGCGUGAAGCAACUGGCCAUUAUGGGCUGGGUGUCGCACGCAGCCGGUGUCCUAUCGGUGGCAGUAGCCCUGGCCACUGAGCACUGGUUACGCCGCCUGUCGAAUGGACAUCAUGUGGGCAUAUUUCCUUGCUGCCCUACGUUUAAAUGUGACACAAAAACCAUCUCUCAUAACGGAAACAUCGGCUCCUUCACUGAUAUUAUCAUUGUUGGACUUCUACUUGUUGGGGUCGGCCUGGUCCUGUCGCUCACCCACUCCUGUGUCUCCUGGAGGAACGACAUGAGGCCAUUGCUAGGCAUGUCCUACGUAGCGUCUGGGUUCGUAAUGGCAGGAG